AUGUGGGGUGGCAGGUUGUGCGGCCACUCGGUACUACUAACUCUCUACAAAGGAGCCGUCGUCUACUAUUACAAGUAUUCUACGCUGCUUUUCUAUGGAAUAAGUGUGUCAAUGAUUGGAGAUGGAGGGGACGAUAUUUAUUUGAAUCCUAUCCACCGACUAACGCCCUACCUGAUUGGUGUCAUGUUUGGAUAUAUUCUUCAGGAAAUGAAGCCCCAACAUAGGAAAUUGUCUUGGGAGAAACAGCUGAUCGGUUGGAGUGGCUGUUUGGUGUGUCUGUACUAUGCUUACUUUGCAAUGGCGAAGGCAGCUAAGCGGGGAUACACGUACAGUGAGUCGGAGGCCGCUUUAUUCGGAAUGGCUCAGCCCCUGCUUUGGUGUCCAGCCAUAUGCUGGAUCAUUUAUGCCUGUCAAACCCAACAAGCUGGUGUGGUGAGCAAAAUGCUAGAAUGGAAAGGCUUUGUCAUUUUCAGCCGGAUAUCUUAUCCGUUUUAUUUGGUUCAGAUAAUGAUUAUAUUCUGGAGUGUAACUGACGUCAAGGCACCUCAGCAACGGUCACUCUUAUAUUUUAUUGAUCUCAAUGAAUUCGCAGGACUGAUUGUUUUAUCGGCCAUUUUCUCUUUAUUCUUCCUUCUGCCUUUGAAAGAUUUAUUCAACUCUGUUAAAGGAGCUAAAGCUACAAAGACUAUAAAAGUGAUGGAAGACACUCAAACAGCAGAGAAAAGCAAUUCCAGUCCAGUAGCAGAAGAAGAUAUAAAUCAUAACAAAAAAGGAGGUAAAAAUCAUUUACAAGAAAAGGACGAGAAUG
Nilaparvata lugens (brown planthopper) is the source of this 808-nucleotide messenger RNA. Its product is annotated as nose resistant to fluoxetine protein 6-like. The transcript is spliced from 7 exons. NCBI's taxonomy places the organism in Eukaryota, Metazoa, Arthropoda, Insecta, Hemiptera, Delphacidae. The record is from RefSeq and is a predicted model, not a curated record. The annotation marks the transcript as partial.